Molecule: messenger RNA, 1887 nt
Organism: Nestor notabilis (Kea)
Lineage: Eukaryota; Metazoa; Chordata; Aves; Psittaciformes; Psittacidae
Gene: SLC26A8
Product: solute carrier family 26 (anion exchanger), member 8
Exons: 14
Biological process (GO): transmembrane transport
Cellular component (GO): membrane
Molecular function (GO): sulfate transmembrane transporter activity; chloride transmembrane transporter activity; oxalate transmembrane transporter activity
Source: RefSeq, a predicted model, not a curated record
AUGGACACUGGCAGGCAACCAGCUGCUCACAGGGUCCAAAGAGAAGUAGAGACGGAGGCGCACUUGCAGGCACACUGUGAAAGAGAAGCACCCUCUGCCUUGGGUAGAGGACUACAGAUCUCAAGAAAGAACAGACGGCUGUAUUGCAGAUUCUCCUGGAGAAGGUUCAGAAAGAUCAUACUCAUGAUGUUCCCUAUCCUGAACUGGCUGUUUUCCUAUCGGUUCAGAGAAUGGAUCAUGAGGGAUCUGCACGCAGGCCUAAGUGUUGGGAUGUUUCAGAUUCCUCAAGGCUCAUUCAGCAUCCUAAAUAUGGCAGCAACAAACGUUCUGAAGACACUUAAUUUUAACCAAACGUUGUCCUCUAAUGGUUCACCAGACAACUACUCAGACCCUUCUCAGGCCUUGACACUUACUGCAUCAAUAACAUUUUUGACUGGAAUCAUUCAGUUGCUGCUGGGCUGUUGUUGCCUGGGGCUUGUAAAAACAUACGUGCCAAAGACUCUCAUCGAUGCUUGCCUCACUGCAGCAGCAGUGCAUGUCAUUGUAGCACAGCUUACCUUUAUCUUUGACAUCGUGCUUGACAUCCCUGCAAGCCCCCUGGACAUUUUCUAUAUUAUCACAGUCACCAUUAUUUCUAAUUUCAUUCAUCUUCGUGCUGAAUCUAGUAAUGCUGUGGUCAGUAUGAUUCCUCAGAGGUUUCUGCCUCCUGCAGUGCCAGAUGUAUCAAACCUGAACAAGGUCAUACUGCAUGCCUUCUCCAUUGCUACUGUGAGCUAUUUCCUCCUUGUUUUUGUUGGGGAGAGGUAUGCUUCACUUCACAGCUACCGUAUCGCCAGCAAUCAGGAGCUUAUAGCUGUGGGGCUAUGCAAUAUCUGCAGCUCAUUUUUCAGAAGCUUUGUUGUUAGCUGUACUAUUUCUGGUACUGUCAUUCAGGAGAGGACAGGUGGAAGGACCCAGUUAGCAGCAGCAAUUGGAGCAUGUGUGAUGCUGGUGAUUGCGCUGAAUCUAGGACACUUUUUCCAGAUGAUACCUAAUGUUAUUUGGCUGGUAACUUUUGCUGCAGUGCUUUGUUUGGGUCUUGAUAUGGGUUUAGUGAUCGCCAUGGGAUUCACAUUCCUCCUUAUCACCAUUAGGUUACACAGGAUGAAGAUGGUGAUGCUGGGACAGAUUCCAAACAUGAAUAUUUAUAGAAGUUUAUCUGACUACAAAGCUGCAAAGGAGAUUGAAGGAAUCAAAAUCUUCCAGUGCUGUUCUUCCAUCUCUUUUGCCAACAUGAAUUGCUUCAAAACCUAUUUGUUGAAUAAGAUAUUAUAUAGUGAGAAACUGGUGAAGCGACCUUCUUCAGACAGCCAGUCCUCAUCAUCUUCAGUGAAUUUGGUACGUUGGUCAAAGUAUGGAGACAAACUCAGCUCCAGGAUGAUGCUGAUGGGAGCUGCUGAUGCAUCCCCAAACUUUAACAGAGGGGUUAGGACUGGAAGGAACGAGCAGGACAGAAGAGCCUGCCGUGCACCGGGCUCUGCAAUCGAUAAUUCCUCCGUACAUUUUGGUCAGGAACAACAGCCACUGCAUCAGCCCUGUCCAGUUCACACCAUUGUUUUUGACUUCAGCAUGGUGCAGUUUGUGGAUUUGACAGGUUCCGAUUUACUGCGACAGAUCAUCCAUAUGUUUCACAGUAUUGGCAUUACAGUCCUUAUAGCUGGCUGUCACUCCUCCGUGGUAGCAGACUUUGAGAAGAAUGAUUUCUUUGACAGCUGUAUCACCAAAGAAAGGUUCUUUCUAACUCUUCAUGAUGCUGUGCUGGCUGCUUUGAAGAAGCAUCAGAGGCCAGAUGAGCUAGACCGUACUGCAAGAGAGUUUGCUGAAGAACCACCAGCUGAACAGCAAAAG